This is a messenger RNA of Acaulospora colombiana, 657 nucleotides long. Lineage: Eukaryota; Fungi; Glomeromycota; Glomeromycetes; Diversisporales; Acaulosporaceae. The record is from the annotation of a GenBank genome assembly.
AUGCAUCAAUCUGAUCUUACUCCUAUGCCUCAUGAUAAAAUUGGUAAUCGAGUUUUUAAAUAUAGACUUAUAAUAAAAGACGUGGCAACUAGAUAUCGAAAAAGCUAUGCAUUAACUAAUAGAUCGGCUUCUACAGUUGCUAAAGCAAUUAUGAAGAUCCCAACAAUUCUCUUUCUUGGCCUAAUGUUUUUAGAACCGAUAAAGGUACUGACAGAACGCGAUCAUCAAGAAUUUGAUAAACAUGCUUUCAUUCUUCAAGAUGCAAUAGAUUUUUAUUUACCUAUGUCUAAUAGAUCUAGAGCAUGGGUUAAAGGUCUUUAUAUUAAUGAUGACAUUUAUAAUGAUACUUCUACUCGUUUAAUCCAUAUGUCACCUAAUGAAGCUGUAAAAAAAGCUUUAAAGGGUGAAAAAAUAAUUGCUGAUCCAUCUGGUUUAGGGUUAGGGUUAGGGUUUGGUAGACGUCGCAUAACCGAUGUGAAUUGGUCACCAAAAGUUUAUCGUAUUAAAGAAUCUUUAAUACAAAAAAAUCAACCGGUAUUAUACUGGCUUAUGGAUGAAAAUGGAGAUGGACCUGAGAGAUCAUUUGUGAGAGAACAGCUAAUGAAAGUUGUCAACAUUGAAUAUCCGCCUAGAUGGAUUUUACGAGAUCAGUAUUAA